AUGGCUAAUAACAACAAUAGUUUUGAGGGGUCUUCAUCAAGAUUUAGUAAGAGAAGUACACAAGAACUAACAAAGGUCGAGGAGAUUAAGAGAGAGAGAAGAACUAACACCAAUAUUGCAUUCUACAAGCUCUUCUCAUUUGCUGAUAAUAUUGACAAAAUAUUGAUGUUUUUUGGAACAAUAGGUGCAACAGGGAAUGGACUAUGUCAGGUUCUUGUGGCUGUAUUCUUUGGGGAUUUGGUUGACUCAUUUGGACUAAAUAGAACUUCAAAUGUGCUUCAAGAAGUUUCCAAGGUAUCAUUACGAUUGGUUUAUUUGGCCAUCGGUUCAGGUGUAGCAGCAAUGCUUCAGGUGGCUUGUUGGACGGUUACUGCAGAGCGACAAGCAGCUCGACUAAGGGUGUUGUAUUUAAAAAGUAUUCUGCGACAAGAUGUUACUUUCUUUGAUAAGGAAGUAAAUACAGGAGAAGUUAUUGGGAAAAUGUCUGGUGAUAUUUUUAUCAUACAAGAUGCUAUGGGCGAUAAGGUAGGGAAGCUCAUAAGGUGCAUAUCAAUGUUUAUAGGAGGAUUUAUUAUUGCUUUCAUCAAAGGGUGGCUUCUAGCACUUGUUAUGCUGACGCCCAUUGUUCCGCUGGUACUAGUUGUUGGUGUCAUGUUCAUCUUCAUGUCUAGACAGGCUUCACAGUCACAAAAAGCUUAUUCCGAAGCAGCCAAUGUAGUUGAGCAAACAAUUGGUUCCAUCAGAACA
Capsicum annuum is the source of this 747-nucleotide messenger RNA. Its product is annotated as ABC transporter B family member 11-like. Gene Ontology annotation, cellular component: membrane. Lineage: Eukaryota; Viridiplantae; Streptophyta; Magnoliopsida; Solanales; Solanaceae. The record is from RefSeq and is a predicted model, not a curated record. The annotation marks the transcript as partial. Gene Ontology annotation, molecular function: ABC-type transporter activity; ATP binding. Gene Ontology annotation, biological process: transmembrane transport. The transcript has 4 exons.